AUUGUAAAUGGUUGCUUUUUCUCCCGCUCGUUCGAACCCCCUCCCUCUCGUCCCCUCUUUCCCCUCGACUUUUCCACCGAACUGCUGAGAAUUCCUCUUACGAACCUAGAUCACGUAGGAUUGCGUAGAGAGGACAAAGCUGUCUGAAUGUUUACUACCGGAGAAGAGGGGGUUCGUAUGGUAGUCUAGCUGUGAUAUGAUUUCAUAUCAGUCUGCGCAGUCGAAUAUUGUAUUGUAUUGUAUUGGGGUGCGUGCACGGUGCGGAAAGUGUCGUUAAUCCAGUAGAUUUUUUUUAGAUGGACCGGAAGGCAUUAAUGCAACAUGUUGAUUUGUAUGUCCUGUAAGUUUGGGGGACAUCACCCAGGAAUUAAUUAUUCUUUAGUUGCACGGACUCAACGCACGAAGCAGUCAAACAGCUGACAACGAUUCUCUCGGACACGCGGGAGUCAGUCUGCUGACAGUCGAGCCGAGCGUUCUCGCGCAUCGCAGGCAGUUUGAAGAGCCACUGACAGACAACUUGAAGAGUUGGUCAUCCCUGUAUGCCACACGCAUGGAGGGACCUGUCGCAGAGCCGAACACGUAAUGACUUCGGAAUACAUCCUAUGGACUAUUUGUGGAAACACAAACGGAAUUUGCGAAGCGUUUUGGAAUGAGAUCAUAAUUUGAAAUAGGUAGCAUUUUUUGUGUUAUAAGAAACAUUAUUGUAGAGCACUUAUGUGAAACAACAUCCUCUCAAUUAUAAACUGUUUCAGAUUAAUUUAGAUUACAUGAACUGGUACCUUAAAUCCCGGAGGCGCGUAGCUGCUCCCGUGAAGAAUCUAAUGCGACAGUAUAUAGUUCAUAAGAACUCCCAUAUCUUUAUCUUUUGGAUCAAUUCACCUGUGUCAGUCCUAUUGGUAACCGGCGCUUUCAGCAUACUGGAUAGUUCACGGGGAGAUGGCUGCGGCGAUAGCCAGCUCCCUGAUCCGACAGAAACGCCAAGCACGGGAGACUGAGCAAAACACGGGCGACCGCGUUGCUACUGCCAAGCGCCGGACCAGCCCUAGCAAAGACCCCCGUUCUCUUUGCCCGAGGAAUAUCUUCGGGGUUUUCAGCAAAGUUCGAUUUUGCAGUGGAAAGAAAAGACCAGUUCGGCGGAAACCAGAGCCACAGCUGAAAGGCAUUGUGACGCGACUGUUCAGCGAGCAGGGCUUCUACCUGCAGAUGCAGCCUGAUGGCACUAUCAAUGGGAGCAAAGACGAGAACAGUGACUACACCCUGUUUAACCUCAUCCCAGUGGGGCUGCGAGUGGUGGCCAUCCAGGCGGUGAAGACGGGACUCUACGUGGCCAUGAACGGAGAGGGCUUCCUCUACACCUCAGACAUGUUCACGCCCGAGUGUAAGUUUAAGGAGUCUGUGUUUGAGAACUACUACGUCAUCUACUCCUCCACGCUGUACCGGCAGCACGAGUCUGGCCGUGCCUGGUUCCUGGGCCUCAACAAGGAUGGCAUAAUCAUGAAGGGCAACCGCGUGAAGAAGACUAAACCCUGCUCACACUUUGUGCCCAGACCUAUUGAAGUUUGCAUGUACAAAGAGCCGUCGCUCCAUGAGAUCGAGGAGAAGCAACGCUCGCGGAAAAACUCAGGGACUCCCACUAUGAACGGCGGCGAGAAUGUGGCGAGCCAGGACACUACAGAGCAGGACGGGUCAUAGCCUGCACCGGGCACCACAGCACAGCACAGUGCAGCGCCCCCUGGAGGCCAACUCCAUUUCUUACACCUUGUGUUCAAGAGAAAACAAGCAAGUGAGCUAACAAACAAAAACAAAACAAAACAUCAAGAAGACAACAGCAGAAGAAAACAAACAAAGAAAAAAAAAUCCAAGCCUAAACAAGACAAGAAAAGAAAAAUCCCAAAAAGGAAAAGAAAAAAAGAAAAAGAAAAGAAGAACAAAAAAAUGGAAUUCUUGCCUGUGAAAUAUUUUAGACAAAAAAUGGGGGGAAAAUAUUUGGAAAUCAGGACAUGAAUUUACAUUUUAUGCAAAAAGCCUGCUGUCGGGCACUAGGAUGUCCAUCUCCUCCUUUUCCUCCUCUUCCUCCUCCCAUGAUGAUGUAAACAAUGUUUUUGAAUUUUAAGCUCUGAAAAAUAAGCUUUAAGCCAUGGUAGAAAACACACCUUGAUCCAUGAACGCAACGCCACUUUCACUGGCUUAUUUGUGUUGUUACUAUCAUUAUGAAGUAUACAGUCAUUGCUUAUGACCCUUUUUGUUGUUGUAUCACCUUUAUAUUAUUUAACUUUAUUAUUUGUUUUCUUUGGGUGGGGCAGAGGGUUUGAUAAAGAUCAUGCGUCAUUGGGAUUCUUCAUCCGUAUUGUGUUCGGGAGUGGGUGAGGGGGUUGGCGUUUGAUGAUGUAGAAUACUGAUCAUACUUUCUCAGUGCAUGUUAGGAACUGUCAGAAAGUUCUCAUGGUUUUCUUGACACAGCUGUCUGAUUGAUUGGAGGUUGUUGUCUGUGAUGUCCUGGGCCUUGUCAAGGCCAAAAGUGUGUGUCCCCCCUCCUUUUGGAAGUGCAUGGAAGACAGUGAACAACCUAGGAAUGGACUGCUGAAUGCUCUGAUAAACUCCCCCCGUCACACACGCCCCCCCCCCCCCCCACACACACACACACAAAUCCAUUGUCACUCCACACCUUGCAAUAUGUAGACGUUCAUAUAGCACUUAUCGUUGUGCAAUCUGGGAGUUUCUCUAGUUUCCUUUCCUGCCAAAAGCACAGACUGCCCUCUCCAAGCCCGCUGGCCCCGUCCCUCCCUCCCGAGUGGAGAGAGCACCAGUGGAACAUGACAUACAGCCCUGCGUCUCCCGUUUUAAUCUGCCAAUAAGUGAUUAAUGUUGAUGUUCAGGGUUCAGGGUUCAGGUAAAAAAAAGUUAAAGUCCCUCGCCAUAUUUCCCCCCCCCCCCUCCUCCCCGGCCGUAAAUCUGCUUGAAUAACUCCGGAUGCUUGUCACUGGAGAGGAGUUUUACUUUCUCAACCUGGACUGCAUCCUGGUGGAUUGAUAUUUAGCAUGAAUUGCUUUAGCCGCCCUUACUAAUUAUGCUACUCUGUGGACCCUAUGGAACUCUUUCUUCGAGUUGUCUGUUAAUGAUGCUAAUCUGUUGUUAGCGCCAGCAGGCUGCAGAUUAGUGGGGAGGUGAGGAGUGCAGGGGGGUCUUGACUGCUGCACGGCAGAUGAUGGCUAACCUGUGAUCGUCCAAGAUAGAGAGCCGCGGUGAGGCUGGGCGCCAUGGAGGUGAAUAUGCACUGCCCUUUACUCAUGUAGACUUCUCGUCUCCCACCCUCCACGCCUGCCACGACGUCAUCAUUCAUCGCCUGUCACGAGCACUGCGGGACAUUUUCAGGCAUCCUCGAACACACACACACACACACUCCAUCCACACACGUGCACGCAUACGCACAGUCAGUGUUUCACUUUAAUUUAGUCUAUCCAGGAAGUAUCGAACCACAGGAAGUCAUGGAGGCUGUCUCCGAUUGGCUGCCAAGGCCCAAGUUUUCCUCAAGCGUUUCGACUCAGAGGUGAAGCAGAGGAAGCCAGUCUCCAAUCACAAGACUUGUCACGCCUCUGAAAUGUCUUCCAAACAAAAAAUGGGGGAAAUGGCACCAGCAUCAUGCACGUGUCCGUCUGCAGGGUUGGGAAACAGAGGAGGUUCUUGCAGGACUUCUGUGUGUGUGCUUUGUCAUUGGCCACAGCUAUGGAACAGGACACUCCCUAUCUCAGCAUCCCCCCUGUCACUGGAGGGUGUCAUGUUGUGGAGUUUGAUAUUGGUGCCAUGUUUGACAUGGUCUCUUCGGCUGACCUGGACAAUUUUUCGUUUCAUUUUGAUUUAGUGUUUGCUAGCAUAUGCACCUUUAUUAUUAAGUCACAUUCAUAUGCAUUAUAAACUAGGGGAAACAUCAAUAUAAGCAGCAGGAUGAAAAAAAGAUAAUAAAAAAAAAUAAAAAAUACGAAACCAA
Molecule: messenger RNA, 3985 nt
Organism: Clupea harengus (Atlantic herring)
Lineage: Eukaryota; Metazoa; Chordata; Actinopteri; Clupeiformes; Clupeidae
Gene: fgf12b
Product: fibroblast growth factor 12b
Molecular function (GO): growth factor activity
Source: RefSeq, a predicted model, not a curated record